GCCCGCCCAUCUUAUCAGUUUCAUUCAAAGAUUGUUAUCAACAUACUUAAAGCAUCAGGUCUGCCUAUAACUUUUCGGUCUUAAAGUUCAAACACUGCAAGAAAAAACAUAUAUUCCAUCGCGAUGCCUUCAGAUCUCGAGAGUAUCGUGAGAGACCUUUCCACUGCCAUCAGCGGCUACGAUGAUCCUUCAAGCCAAGAGGGUCGCUUGAAGCGCCAAAACAUCUUGCGGCUAGCAAAGCAAAUUAAAGAUGAGGUAGAAGAGCCAAGGGAACGAGCCUACGAAUACAUCAUUCAAAUGGGCGAGAUUCCGGUCGUACGGGUGUUCCAAGAGUGGAAGGCGUUCGAUAUUAUUCCCGAGGAAGGAAGCAUUUCCUAUGCCGACCUGGCAGCAAAACUUAACGCCGAGGAAGCACUCAUCCAGAGGUUUGGCCGGUUGCUUGUGUCCACGAACGUUUUGAAGAGAGCGGGAAAAGAUCAAGUCGCGCACACGAAGUUUUCAAAAAUGUUCACCUCCGACAAUUCACAGGGAGCCUAUUUCGGGGUUUGUUAUGAUUGUGUGGGACUUCCUUCGGCGCACUGGAUGAAAUAUUUCGAGAAAUACGGCCGCAUAGACCCAGUCGAGCCAACGCACAACCCACACAACUUGGCCUGGGGCCACCCCGAGUGGAACUAUUGGGACGUAAUCGACGAAAAACGACAGCUUGAAAUGAAUCUCAGCAUGCAGAAUUCUGACCAAAUUCUUCCAGUCAGGGGAAUGUUUCCGUUCAAAUGGAUCGCGGAGAACGCGCACCUCGUCGCCGACGACGCACCAUUGGUUGUCGAUGUCGGUGGCGGUAGGGGCCAGGCUUUGCAACGCAUGAUGGAAGAGUGCCCGGCUAUCCCUGCGGAGAGACUGGUGCUUCAGGAUACGAAAAUGGUGAUAGAGGAUGGUAACAAGCAGGAUGAACCGGGGCUGCGUGGUGUAAAGAGAGAAGUGAUCGAUUAUUUCAAGGAGCAGCCAUCCAAAGGAGCCCUUAUUUACUACUUGCGUCGCGUCAUGCAUGACUGGUCGGACAAGUAUAAUGUCCAAAUUCUCUCGCAUAUUCGCGAUGCAAUGACUCCUGAAUCACGAAUUCUCAUCACUGAUCAGGUCAUCCCUGAUCCUCCAGCUGUCAUAGCAACGUCUACGGAUGUGUUGAUGAUGCAAAUUGGAGCUAGAGAAAGAACUGUAGAUGAGUGGCACAAUCUGGCGGCGAAGGCUGAACUGGAGGUUGUGAAGAUCUGGCAGCAUCCUUCCACAACUGUCGGAGUUAUUGAGUGCAAAAAGAGGGGUUGAGGUUCCAGUUGUUCUGGUCACAGAAGUCGCUGUCUGAGUAUUGAUGAUAUCGCGUACAAAGAACGUAUAAAAUCUUGGAAAUAAAGAGGUGCCUAUGACAUCUUUCUCAACCAAAACUAUCGAAAUAUCC
Aplosporella prunicola CBS 121167 is the source of this 1447-nucleotide messenger RNA. RefSeq lists its product as uncharacterized. Gene Ontology annotation, molecular function: O-methyltransferase activity. The record is from RefSeq and is a predicted model, not a curated record. Bases 124 to 1317 code for a protein of 397 amino acids. NCBI's taxonomy places the organism in Eukaryota, Fungi, Ascomycota, Dothideomycetes, Botryosphaeriales, Aplosporellaceae. The transcript has 4 exons.